UCCCCCACUGGCCAGGAGGCCCGCCCUAUCAUCUUGGUAUUGUCGGGCGGCCCGCCCUGUCAUUUUCUCUGUGCUGGUAUUGUUGUCCGUGCUGUUGGUUGGGAUGUGGGACUGUUACCACUUACGGCUGCUCCCGAGCGAUCACUUAUCUAAUUAUCUAAGGACGGAGGGAGUAUACUGCAAACAACAACAGAACAGCAGUAUCGGAUCUUAUUUAGUAUUCAGGGACAAACAACAGAGCUAGUAUAUAGGUAAUUGCAGAGCAAAAAUCAAGCAUCCCCAAUCCCAAUCCUCUCUUGUGUGGCUGCCUUUGCUUUGUUCGGAUUGAAGCGGUCGUGUCGCCACCGGCAGAUUAUCCGGCCGCUCUCUCCUGUCUUGUCUCCAGCAGCUGCUUGUAUUCCAUCCCAUCCUUCGCCCGCGGCCAGCCUCCAAUCCCGGCCUCGGGUGCCCUGGGGGUGCUAUAUACAGCUGCCACUGCCACUGACUUGGCCAUCUUUCCUAGCAAUCCACACGUACGUCCACUCUACUACUCUCUCGCAAACCAUAAUGCCGGUGAGCAGGAUCGCCGUGGGCGCUCCGGGCGAGCUGUCGCACCCCGACACCGCCAAGGCCGCCGUCUCCGAGUUCAUCUCCAUGCUCAUCUUCAUCUUCGCCGGCUCCGGAUCCGGCAUGGCCUUCAGCAAGCUCACCGCCGGCGGCGCCACCACUCCCGCUGGCCUCAUCGCCGCAUCUCUGGCGUACACCCUGGCCCUCAUCGUCGCCGUCUCCGUCGGCGCCAACAUCUCCGGCGGCCACGUCAACCCGGCCGUCACGUUCGGCGCCUUCGUGGGCGGCAACAUCACCCUCUUCAAGGCCGUCGUCUACUGGGUGGCGCAGCUGCUCGGCUCCGUCGUGGCCUGCCUUCUCCUCAAGAUUGCCACCGGCGGGGCGGCCGUGGGCGCCUUAUCGCUGUCCGCCGGCGUGGGCGCCUGGAACGCCGUCGUCUUCGAGAUCGUCAUGACCUUCGGCCUCGUCUACACCGUGUACGCCACCGCCGUGGACCCCAAGAAGGGCGACCUCGGCGUCAUCGCGCCCAUCGCCAUCGGCUUCAUCGUCGGAGCCAACAUCCUCGCCGGCGGCGCAUUCGACGGCGCCGCCAUGAACCCUGCCGUGGCCUUCGGCCCGGCCGUCGUCACCGGCGUCUGGGAGAACCACUGGGUGUACUGGCUUGGCUCCUUCGUGGGCGCCGCCAUCGCAGCGCUCGUCUACGAUAUCAUCUUCAUCGGACAGCGCCCGCACGACCAGCUGCUCACCACCGACUACUGAUCGCCGGCCGACCACCACCAUGCAUUCCAAUCGUUGAUGAUUCCCUUCCAUUCAACUCCUGUCCAAAUCCAAAUAAUAAGAUCCAUUUCUAGUGCCUUUUUUCUCGUUCUUGUUAAUUAUAUAUAUACUAAAUCUAUUUUCUUGGUCAAGAAAGAAAAAAAACAUGUGGAGUAUGUACAGAGUCUGCCAGUACUGUUUACAAGUUAUUGCUGGGUCGAAAUCUUUUCUUUUUUCAGACCAAAGCACAUUUAUUUUAUUAAGAGAAGGAGAGUUACUAUUCCAUGAAGAAUGAUGCAAUUUCGAGAGAACCGUCAGAACUCCGGACUCAGAGUUACGAACCACCACCAAGGUAGUGGAAAUUAAACCAAAAUUACACGCCGCAACACACAGGCGGUUAAGCACAACCAGGCAACCAGCACAGUAAAAGGCUAAAAGCCCACACCCUGCAAAUGUAGCUUUUUUUUUAAGUGGAAAGUAGGAAUUUUAUUACUUGAGUAGGAUACACCCUGCAAACAUACUUUUUUUUUGAGAGAGAGAGGCCCUGCAAAAAACAUAGCUUAGCACGCCAAGACCCCCUGAACAGAAAGCCCAGUGUGCAAAGGCCCGGCCCGCGUCACAAGGGCAAGCAUGGCCCGUGGGCUGCAUCUCCCCACAUCCUAUCCUCCUCUAUGGUGGUGGUUGUGGUGGUGGUGGUCGUCGUCGAGUCCUCAACCAAGGAAGGGAAGGGAAGGCACCCAAUCCCAUCCGAUCCCCCUCGAUGGCGGCUGUGGAUCUAUCCAAGCUGGUGAAGGAGAAGCGCUUCUGGGUGGCCUCCUUCCUCGUCGCAUGGGCAGCCGCGCUGCAGGGCCACAUGAUGUGGAUGCAGCGCCAGGAAACCUUCAAGCACAAGUUCGGCGCAGACGCCUCCGACGCCUCAUCCUCCUCGGAUUCCUCCUCCAACUAGCAAUUUUACCACCGGAUGCGCCAGAUUAGGGGACAUGUAGCAACUCUUGUCAGCCUGUCUGUGGAUUUGUUCAUACUUUGGGUCUGGGAAAUGAACCUCUGCUGCCUUCCCCUAUCUAGCAUUCUACUAGCCAUUGCCUAACAUGCAUUCUAGUACUGUAGUAGCUCUCACAACAGCUGCUGUUUUCUGAGUUAGUACAUGCACUGGGAAAAUCAGUGUCUGUGAAUGACUUCCUACCUGCUAGUGCUGCUUAUGAUUCUCAAUUAUGAAUUGUUACUGUCAAGAACUUAAUGUUGAGGCAUGAGCAGUUACCUCAAGUUAGUUAUCUGCAUGGAUCUCGCAUUGUUGAGGGCCUGAGAAGAUAGGCUGUCGCUCCAUGUGUUAUUGGAGACACUGCAAGAAAAUGCAAUUCUUUUGUUUCGCUUGACU
Panicum hallii is the source of this 2677-nucleotide messenger RNA. RefSeq names its product probable aquaporin TIP1-2. Bases 547 to 1305 code for a protein of 252 amino acids. The transcript is spliced from 3 exons. Gene Ontology annotation, cellular component: membrane. Gene Ontology annotation, biological process: transmembrane transport; water transport. Gene Ontology annotation, molecular function: water channel activity. The record is from RefSeq and is a predicted model, not a curated record. Lineage: Eukaryota; Viridiplantae; Streptophyta; Magnoliopsida; Poales; Poaceae.